Vitrella brassicaformis is the source of this 1907-nucleotide messenger RNA. NCBI's taxonomy places the organism in Eukaryota, Vitrellaceae. The record is from the annotation of a GenBank genome assembly.
UCAGGGUGGAGGAGGCCUGAGAGCCGAUUGACAAACACACGAAAUCAUGCAACGACGGUGUGCAGUGCAGGCAGCCCAUUCUCUGGCUCACCCGAGGAAAGCGACGGGCUUCUCGACGCUGCAGCCGCCAGCCGCAAAGGACGUGUACCUGCACACAACCAACAAGCCACACGCAGAGGCAUACAGCCACCGAGAGAAGCUUUCUCUGUUGUGUGGCGGUUGAUUUGAUGUGUGCGCGGUGUGCACUGACCUCAUUGAGUGUGGGAAGGGCAGAGUGUAUGUGGAUGCCUCGUCCAGCUCUCUCAGCUGGUCCUUAGUCAACUUGAAGUCCAACGCUGCACACAUAGCAGUAGGGGCGGGGAGGGGCGGUGUGGUGUGCAUGGUGUCUGUCUGUCUGCCUGUUUGUCUGUACGGCUGACUGACCUCCCAGGUUGUCCUCCAGCUGUUGGACGGUGCGUGCGCCGAUCAGGGGGGAUGUACAGGCACGGCAGGUCCAGUUGAUGGCCACCUGCACCCACACAGACAUGACCGACCGAUGCGGGUACCUCAAUGUGUGUGAUUGUCUACCUGUGCUGGCGUCUUGCCGAUUUCCUUGGCGACCUUCUCGACCGUAGACAGGAUCUUCCAGUUCUGCUCCUCCUUCACCUGCACACACAGGCGCGCAAAAGAGACCAGAGACAGUCAUGAACACAGAGGCCUCCACGCCUCCUGUCUCGUCCGUACGUGUCUGUUGAUGCGUCCAGUCCUGGCUGUGGGCUGGAUGCUGUCCUGCUUGUGCUUGCCUAAAGAAGACACACACACACACACACCUCCACCACAUUCCAUCCAGCCCACAUUUCAUUUCCCCCCAUCACCAGUGAGGAAUCCCUCAGCGAUCACGCCCCAGGGCACGAUGCCCAGGCCGCAUUCAACUGCCAUCGGCAGCAGGUCGUUCUCCAAAGUCCGCUCCAGCAUGUUGUACCUCGUCUGCAGGGCGAUGAACGGGGUCCAGUCUGCACACACACAUGUGUUCACAGGGGCGCAUGCAGAUGCCAUGUCUGACCUUUGAAGUGCGCCAUGGUGUUUGCCUUCGAGAUGACCCAUGCGGGUGUGUCGGACACGCCGCAGUACAGCACCUUGCCGCACCUGACGCAGUCGUCGAGGGCGCGCAUCACCUCCUCCACAGGCGUCCGGUACUCCCACGCUGUCAAUCCAAUGCACAGCAAACAAUACACAUGGCAAACCAACACACGAUUCCCAUGUGCAGCGCGUCACCAUGGAUGUACAACAAAUCGAUGUAUCCAAUCUGACACACACACACACACAUCCCAAUCACAUGAAGCCACUCCCGCACUGCACUGCUUGUAUGGUGGCGUGUGCAUGCCUGCAUGCGCUUGAGCGAUGCGUCCAGGUUCUCGACCAGACUUUUGCGGCUGUUUCCAGAGAGGCACUCGCGGCGCUUGUCGGCCCUGUUUUGGGGCAUUAUGUGGCCCAGGUUGAGGGUGUACUUGGUCGCCUGCACCAUCCAUCGCACCAUCGCACGGUGGGCCGCCCUCCUGUCUGUUGUAUAUGUGUGUACCAGGACGAGGUUGCUGCGCCUCUCGCCGAUCAUGUCGCCCAGGAAUUUCUCAGAACGGCCGCCGGCGUAUAUGUUUGCCGUGUCGAUGAAGUUGCCUGACCAACGAGAAAGCACGGGGAAGAGCCCACAGCAGCCGUGUCCAUGUCACAGGCGCACAUAGAGCGUGGGUGCGGUGACUGUCUGACUCACCGCCCUUGCUGUAAUAGAGGUCGAAGAUCUUCUUGCUCGUCUCAAAGUCACACCCCAAUGCACUGCCUUCCGCAUUUGGGUUCUCGGCGCCAAAAGUCUACAGUGUCACACACGGCACAAACGCCAUCCAUGAGUGGCUGAUCUCUCUUUUCUGCACCAU